AUGUGUAUAAGAGACAGUGCUAGCACCGUGCUGACGUGCUGCCUUCGUCAGCUGCUGCUAGCCUCUGUCACCGUGCUGACGUGCUGCCUUCGUCAGCUGCUGCUAGCCUCUGUCACCGUGCUGACGUGCUGCCUUCGUCAGCUGCUGCUAGCCUCUGUCACCGUGCUGACGUGCUGCCUUCGUCAGCUGCUGCUAGCCUCUGUCACCGUGCUGACGUGCUGCCUUCGUCAGCUGCUGCUAGCCUCUGUCACCGUGCUGACGUGCUGCCUUCGUCAGCUGCUGCUAGCCUCUGUCACCGUGCUGACGUGCUGCCUUCGUCAGCUGCUGCUAGCCUCUGUCACCGUGCUGACGUGCUGCCUUCGUCAGCUGCUGCUAGCCUCUGUCACCGUGCUGACGUGCUGCCUUCGUCAGCUGCUGCUAGCCUCUGUCACCGUGCUGACGUGCUGCCUUCGUCAGCUGCUGCUAGCCUCUGUCACCGUGCUGACAUCCCUUGAGGAGAGCUAA
Molecule: messenger RNA, 504 nt
Organism: Hyalella azteca
Lineage: Eukaryota; Metazoa; Arthropoda; Malacostraca; Amphipoda; Hyalellidae
Product: keratin-associated protein 4-3-like
Exons: 2
Coding region: 1-504 (167 amino acids)
Source: RefSeq, a predicted model, not a curated record